AUGUCAACUCCCAGGGCGCCUGGAACGGCGCCACAGCCAAUCCACCUACACUCGCGCGUAAAGGUUUCCAACCUCGGUCAUGGCGAAGUCCUCUUCGUCGGCCAGACUUCCUUUGCACCAGGUGUCUGGGUUGGCAUCGAGCUCGAUGAACAGAAUGGCAAGAACAAUGGCUCUGUCCAGGGCAAGCGCUACUUUGAAUGCGACGAUGGCUAUGGUGUCUUUGUCCGCUCCAGUCAAGUCCACGUCUUGUCUCCCGAGGAGGAGAUGCAUAGCGUAGACGACGAGUCCAUGCCUCCUCCACCGACACCUUCUUCGACAGUAACACGUCCCGCUGCCACGCUCACUCCUUCCGCUGCCGCCGCUGCGCGUCUCAGUCCACGCAAGAGCGUAGCACCUACACCAUCCCGGGCACCAGCUACCAGGAGCAGCCUUGCUCCUGCGGCGCCACCUUCUGCGACGAGACGGACCAGCGCUACCAGCGUCAGCAGCAGUAUUUCUUCCGCAUCAGCAUCAAGGCCACCAACGUCGGCCAGCAUCACAUCACGCACCUCCUCCCCCAUCAAGCCAUCCACCGGAGUGCGCUCACCUGUCAAACCAACCGCAACCGGCCGUAUCUCGGCAGCAUCCAGCAUGAUGCGGUCAGCAGCGGCAGCGAGCUCACUUGCAAACAAAACCGCUUCGCCGAGCACCCCAGUCGCCACUGCGCGUACGCUCCGGACCGCUAACACUCCUGCUUCUGCUGCUCUAUCAAGUGCGAGAACGCCAACGGCUGGUUCCGGCAUGACAAGGACAGCGCAAAGAGCCAUUCCAUCCGCAGUCUCAGCCUCCGCCAAACCACAAACCCCAGCAGCUGCCAGGGCAGGGCUUCGUCCUGUCCCUGCAAGUCGACCGUCCAUGAUCAGUGGCGCUUCUCGUACCGCUGCCUCCAGUCCCAGCGUCGCCUCGACGUCUCGUGUCGGUGCAGCACGUGCGGCUGCCGCAUCUGCUCCCAUCUCUCGCGCCGCGAGUUCGAUAAGCAUCGUAUCCCGUGCUGGCAGCUCGCUUGGUCCCUCCCGCCUAGGUCCGAGAAGCUCAGCGGGCAGUGCAGUCAGCUCUGGUCGCACCAGUGCGUCACGCCGUCUGCAAGAUCCUGACGAUGACGAUGCUGACUAUCUGCUAGGAGCACAAGACGAUGAUCAAGACGAUCUCCUUGCUACCGAAUCGUAUGCUAACCUAGCGCAGACCGAUGAGGAUAAUGUGGUGGAUGAUGCAGACCAAACCAUCGACGCUGGCUCAGCUGCAGACUCGACCUUGCGCUCUACCAAGCUGCUCAACAAGUCGACACGAGAUUUCAUGAGCCUUGUCGAGCCAUCCUCUUCCAAUGCAGCGGUGCGGUCUUCCGCCGAGUUUGGCGCCUUGCAAAAGGAAGUCGAGGAGCUGCGUGCCAAAGUGCGCGUUCUCGAAAAGAAGCGUGACGACGAUCGAAAUCGUAUCGCCGAGCUCGAAGGGCUCAGGGAGCAAGCCGAGCUCUCGAUCGCCGCAGCGCCCAAACUCACGGCCAAAGUCCACGAACUGCAGGCUGAGCUCAAAGACCAGAAGAAACUCGAAAAGGAUUGGGCUAUCGAAAAGGACGACUUUGAGCGGCAGCUAUCCCAUCUGAAUGACGAGCUCGAGUCGUUGACCCUGGAUCGUGAGAUGGCCGAAGAGAAAGCCGAGACUGCGGUUCUCGAAGCGCAGGAACAUCUUCUGUCGCUCGAGGCCGCCAACAACAAGAUUCGAGCUCUCGAGAAGGACCUAAAUCCGCAUCUUCUUCGGCGCAGCGCUGGUGCUGGAGAAGCAGGUGGCGACCAAGAUGAUAGUGGUCAAGGCGCCGCGUACUCUGCUGCUUCUGAUUUGUUGCAGCGCGAAAACGAUCAGCUGCGCCGGGUUCUUCGAGACCUGCGUGAUCGUUCCAACGAGACCGAAGGAGAGCACCGCCGAAGGAUCAUCGAGCUUGAGCGCGAGAACACGGAGCUGAUCGAACUGAAUGCGACCAACGAUUCGCUGCUGCCCGAAUUGGAGAAUGCAGAGUCCAUGAUUGAAGAUCUCAAGCUGCAGCUCGACGACGCACUCGGUGCUCAAGACUUGGUCGAACAGCUCACCGAGCGGAACUUGCAGUUGAGCGACCUCGUCAAGAAGCUUCGCGACGAAAUUGAAGAGCACGAGACCAUGGCAGAGAUCAACAACGAGCUAGAGGAACAGCACACCAUCAACGAAAAGGAGCUCCGCGAGGAGAUCGACCUGUGCGAGUCACGCAUCCGCGAUCUGCUCACGCGCAAUGAAGGUCUCGAGAACAACGCGGUUGACUAUCAGAAUACAUUCGCCCAAUUUCGCGACCUUGUCUCGAAUCUCCAAAGCGAACUGGAAGCUACCAAGGCGGAGCAGGCCGAGUAUGGAGGCGGAGACGGUGCGGGACGGAGAGGUUUGGCGGAUCAAGCCAUGCUUAACCUCAAUCUCAAGCUGCAGUCGAGCGCACUCAAAAGUCAAGCCAAGACCAUUGAUUUGGAACUCGGACGGCUACAGGCAGCCCAAGCGACUUCGCAUCUUGAGAUGGUCCGCUCGUAUCUACCGAGCGCCUACUUUGAAGCAGACGCCGAUGCAGUCAAUUGCUUGCUCUUUUUCCGUCGUAUGGCUGCAAAAUCGGAUCUGAUCAAGACCGUCGUCGAGACCAAUCACGAUAUUCAAGAAAGCCUGUCAGGCAUUGUCCCCGAAACCAUGGUCAGCGUCUGCCAGAUGCGUCACUCGAUUGCUCAUUUCACUGCCCUGUCUCGACAGAUUGCUGCAGUGCUGCGUCUAGCGCCCACCGAGGUGUUUCUUCGGGGCGGGCGCAUGUUCCGCGAGAAUAUGGCCAUCGAACGCAAGGUGGAUGCCUUCAUCGCAGCGCUGCGACGCGAAGAGCUCAAAGAACAAGAAUGCGGCCUCGAGUUCGGCAGAUUCGUCAAACAGUUUGAAGAUUUCACCAUGGCAUUGGGCGGAGAGGAAAACGACAGCGAUCUCGCUGCCAAAGAAGUGGGUUCAGCCAACUUGAUCGACCACGAUCUUGAUACACUCAUUGCAGCUCUUGGCUACGCCAAGCAGCAGCUUGCGCAGCUGUAUGCGGAUGACGAUGUCGAGUGGGACAUGGCAAGCAAGAACAUCGAGGAUGACGUCUUUGAUCCGCUGCAGGAGCUCAUCAAUCGCAUUCGCAACACCAAGGUGCUUACGCGUAAAGUGUUGCGCAGGCUUUUGAGCCUCGCCGAAAACGACGAAGCGGUGCGAAUGGAGGCCAUCAUGGCGCUUCCACCGCUGGGCAGGCUCACAUCACAGCUGGUGACAUUUGCCACACAGCUGUCCACGUCAAUCUCGACGUACGUUGCCGAGGUGCGAACGUCCAAGACGGUGUUCGAGAUCUCCAAGGUGAUCGAGAUGGUGGCGGAAGCGACCGAAGAAGGACUCGGCAAGCCAGACAUCAACCUGUGGUCUGGCCCACUUUCGUCCACUUUGCAUCUGUCGAACACCGUUCAGACAGUGCUCACGGCCAUUGUCGAGCAAGGAAACGUCAUUCGCAUCGUCGGUCCCGGUCCCUGGCUUGCACGCGCGGUCGAGAUCAAGACGCAGGCAGCUCAGAAUCCCGAGCUAGAAAGGCAGGUGACCAAGCUGAGCGAAGACGCGCGCGACUUGCUCCGGCAGGUGAAAGCACGAGAUCAGGCGUUGCAAGAGGGUUCGAUCAAGAUUGAACGGCUGCAAAAGCAACUGGAGAAAUCAAAGGCACAGGUGGACGAGCACAGCGAUGUGCGUUCGAAGCUCACUGAAACGCAACGUCAAGCCAAGGCGUACCAGGAUGCAAACGAUGCUCUACAGAGCGAGAUCGAGGCGUUGCAGAAGGAUCACGAUCGGCUGAAAGCCCAGCUGGCUUCUGCGCCGGAGGAUGCAUUGGCAGCGAAUCAAGCAGUGGGCGAAGGCGAAGCCCGAAUUGGUGGCGCUGGUCGUGCGCUCGCAGAUGGCGCAGUGGACGUAGGCGCGAGCUAUGGCAGUUUGGAGACGUCCUAUCUGGUGGAUCAGCUGGAAGCGCUCAAAGGUGCGCUCAAGCAUCUACGCAACGAAAAUGCUAGUCUCAAGGGUAGCGCCUUGUUGCAACAGAUGGAAGCACUUCCUGCCCUUGUUCGUCGAUCGCAGCCGGAAGUGGUUGCCGCCAAGAGCGGCGACGAAAGCGACACCAAGAAGAUCGGAGAGCCGGUCAAACGUGUACCGCUGCGUACGGCUCGCAGGGCUAACACGGCGGCUGGUGGAUCGGUUCUUACCGAAGCAAAGCAGCUCUACAACACAGCGCUCACGACGUUGGCCUUGUCGAGCGUGGUCGAUCUCACACCGCUGAGUUCAAAGUCAGCACGGCUGAUGGAAUCCACCGGUGAGGCCGGUGCAACGGAGAGCAAAGGCGUAGCGAGAAGACCCUGGUUGCCAUAUCACAAGCAGCCAGAGGUGCAGUUGGAGCAACAGACACAAACGCGACUCAAGCUGUCAAAGCAGCUGACGGCUCUUUCGGAACGAUUAGCGCCGGCGGUUGGCUCAGUGACGUCGGCGCCGAGGUUCACGAUGCGUACCAUUUCGACCUAG
Molecule: messenger RNA, 4611 nt
Organism: Mycosarcoma maydis (corn smut)
Lineage: Eukaryota; Fungi; Basidiomycota; Ustilaginomycetes; Ustilaginales
Exons: 1
Coding region: 1-4611 (1536 amino acids)
Biological process (GO): cytoplasmic microtubule organization
Cellular component (GO): cytoplasm; nucleus; microtubule plus-end
Molecular function (GO): microtubule plus-end binding
Source: RefSeq, a predicted model, not a curated record